This is a messenger RNA of Cinara cedri, 28256 nucleotides long. The record is from the annotation of a GenBank genome assembly. NCBI's taxonomy places the organism in Eukaryota, Metazoa, Arthropoda, Insecta, Hemiptera, Aphididae.
GUCCGUUCGUGCCGCAACAUCGUUCGGCGGUUCAUCGUCGUCCCGCACACACACACACUCUUAUUUUUCGUUCUAUGUUAAUGCCUGCCCCGAACAGUCCGACGUGUCCGGUGGUGGGCGCCGAUUAAUAUUCGCCGUACCGUUCAACACUGACGGUCGUCCCUAUCGCCAGUAUCGUUGUUAUUGCGGUGUGCGCUGUUGCGCGGACGUAAUAUCGAAAAAGCAUAAUAUUAUUAGGUAUGUGCCGUCGUCAUGUUCAUCGGCCGUUUUUAUUCUCGCCGCCGGCACACGACGAAUAAUCGAUUUCGCGCAUUCCACUCGUAAAAGUGCUAGCAAUCAUCACAUCAUAGGUACCCUUAAUCGAUAAUAAUAUUAUAAAAAAAAAUUUUAAUUUCAAAAACAUCAUUCCCUUCCGUUUCCCCACCAAUUUGGACGUUAUUAAUUUUAACGCAUAUUUAUUGCCGAGCGUGUGCGCGCGUACUCGGUACUGUUGUACUAUACAAUUAUUAGUUGUUACGUUACAUACCUAUUACCCAGCUACCUACCUACUCGUUAUUAUUAUUACGCACGCACAUAAUAUUUUACAAAUUAGUACAAUAUAAGUGUUAUCGUUAUCAUCGAUUUCGAUAUUACCCAUUAUCGCCGCGACGGGUUCCGCUCACCGUGUUAUCGAUGUAGACCCCGAAACCGUCGCAGAAUAGAUUAAAACGUUCUCCUCACGUACCAUGUACACUGUAGGAACGAAUAACGAUGCGCUGAACGACUAGCACCAUUCGGACGGAACGAUCAUUACACCGCCGUCGUCGUCGUUAUUGUCGAACAACCAGGUGUGAACGUCUUGGGGGCCCGUCGAGUCAUGGACCGGGCUGACGGAUCGGGAAAUUUCACAGGCAACCCGGACAUCUGUUCACAGGUAUGUAAAUUCGAUGACUGUCUGUUGAACGUUUUUCAUUUUGAUAGUCAAAAAACUACGAAAGCAGUCGUGUCGUGUGUUUUAUGAACGCUCGAGGACAACUGCGACAUGAAGUCGUCAUUUACUCGUCAAGAAUGUUCGGUGACAUUUUCCCGUAUAUCUACCCAGUUACCUAGGUAGUAUAGGUUUUCCUUGAACUAUGAAAACGGACAUAAGCAUAAACAUUGUGUGCGUGUAUAUUAUGUAUAUAUGUAUGUAUGUAUGUAUGUAUGUAUGUGUGUGUGUGUGUGUGUGUGUGUGUGUACACAUACGGUUUCCUGGUUGCCUCAGUCAGUGUCUUUACAGAUGUCUGACUUCUCUGUUGUUUGGUUAAAGAAAUAAAAAUUGUUUUGAAUAGAUAUCCAUUAUAUACCCAAGUGGUAUUUUUCAUAGUUUUUUUUUAUUUUCUCAACAUAGCCGGUUACAUGAAAGACUCAGGCUUUUUGGUCCACGAUCGGGUAAUGUACCUACUGAUAUUGUUAUACAGUUAAAUAUUUUCAGUGAUGGGAAAGUUAUUUUUAAAAAUGUACCACCUAGUUCAAUUUCAACAAUUUUAAAUAAGAGUAAAUUAUCUUUGAAAUGAUCCAUAGGUACCUAUAUAAUAUUGUUAUUUAUUUUAAUAACGCUAUUUACCAAAUAUAUAGUGAGUUACAGGGUAGUUAGUAUGUAUACAAAAUUUUACAAUAAGUAUCUAUAUGUAUGAGAAUAAUUAACCUUUUUCCUAUAAGUGCUGAUGUAAACAUUCACUUAUCAGUAAAGUUUUAGAAUGUAUGUAUUUAUUCAAUAAAAUAUUGUUUCUUAUGAAAUUACCACACCACUAAUCACCUAUUUAACUAAUAUGGUUAUAAUUAAUACUUAACUAACAAAUUAUAUUUUCAUAAUGAAAACCAAAAAUUGAAAUAUCUAGAUAAUGUAUAAUGUACAUAAUAUGUGUCUAAUAUUAUUAUGUAAAUAAUUAAUAGAAUAUAACCAUGCUAUGUUUUAAAGUUUGCCAUACUUACCAAAAUUAUUGAACUCACUGUUAAACUUUAUCACAAAGAUAAAACUCCUGAGUUAUGUUGUAUCUUUGUAUCCUAAGAUUUGAAAAAAAAUAAAGCAAAGCCACAAAUUAAUGCCACUAUUAGGUAUUUGCAGAAGUAUAUAUAAACAAUAUUAUUUAAUAUUAUGGUACUUGUUUGUUAUUGCCCCAUCAUAAAGUUGUAUGAAAAAUUAAAUUUAAUACUAUUAAAUGAAUUUUAGUGACUUACAGUUAUUUUCAAAAAUGCUACUGGAAUUUUAUGUUUUACAUAAAUAAAUUUAAUUUAAGUUAGUGAAAUGCGUUACAAUGGUGGUGUCAUAAAAGAAGUUGCCUGGUUUUAGACUACCAAUACACACAAUUGUCCAUUUCAUUUUCAUUGUUUCUAAUUUAUUAAUUAUUUAUUAUAUUGUUUAUUUUACUUAUGGUGGGGUGAUAACAAACAAGUACUUAUAUUAUUUAACAAUAUAUAUUUUAAGAUUUAUCAUGACUAGAUCUAGUCAUUAUAAUUGCAUAAAUCAAACAUCAAAAUUCUCAAUAUUUAGUUACAUCAAAAUAAAAUUAUAUUUGUGACAUACACUUUUCUAUUUUUUUUUUUUUCUUAUAGUUAGGUAUAAUUUUAUCUCAUUAUAAAAAAUCGAACAAUUUUAAUUUUAAAUUUUAAAUUAUCAGAUAAAGAAGAAAUAACUUUUUAUUUAAAAUCAAAUAUAAUAGGUACUGAAACUUUAUUUUUAGAAUUUUAUUUAAUUUUAGAAAAUUGUUUAUUGCUCCAAGAACAAUUAUCAUCAUAUGCUUUUCUUUUAUAAUCACCAGCAAGUUAGUAGUACGGUUUGUUACAUUUUUACAUAUUUUAUUAUGAUUAGUUCAUAGGUUCAUCAUGACAAUUUUUCAGCAAGAGUACCUACCUAUAUUAUGUUGUUUGAUAUAUAUUUUAUUAGUUAAAACAUAGAGGUAAUAAUAUUCAAUUUAAUAAUCCGUAUUUGGCCAUUGAUUCACUUUUUGAUCUAUCAGUAUGAAGUUUAACUGUUUAUUAAAUAUAUAAAAGUUAAUAUUAUUAGUGGUUUUUAAAAUAAAUUAAUUACCUACCAAAUAAAUAUUAUAAGUGGAUUUCAAAGGAUGUAUGAUCUUAUUAUAGAAAUUAUUUAAAAUAUACCUACCUAGAUACCUAUAAUUAAUUUAAAACUAAUUCUAAUACAUUUUUCUUGAGUAUGUUUGACUAAUUCAUGAAAUUUAAGUGUCUUUGGUUUGUGAAUUUAUAUGCCUACUCAUGAAAUGUAUUAAGUUUAUUUUUAUUGUGUUCUAUUUCUACAAUAUGUAAUAUUUAUAUACACAAUAUCUAUUUAUAUGGUAAUUGCAAUCUGUUUGCAUUAACUUAUUUUUAAGGUUCUUGUCAAAUAUAUUAGGUAUGUAUCUAUACCUUGUUUCAUAAGAAAACAUUUUCAUUCGGCAUCCCACCCGGUAGUACUAGUCACAACCAUAGAUAUCUUAAGAAAUGUUAAGAAAUGACAUGUCUAUGAUUGUGACUGGUGCUACCUUAUGGGGAUGUGCACCACCUAACGAAAAUCCUAAUUAAAAACUGGUCACAAAAGUGGUAUGUUCUCUUUUGAAACAGGGUAUAUAUCAAUUUAAAUAAUUUAAAUAGACACUGGCAAUAAAGAUAAGAAAUAUAAAAAAAAAAAAAACAGUUUUAGUUCCUGUUUAGUUGUAUAAAUAAGUAGGUACUAAAACUUUUUUUUUUUUUAUUUAUGUAAAAGUAUUGUUUAAUUAAAUUAAAACUUAUAUUAUAUAUACCAAGAAUUAGUUACGGUUGAUGAUUAUUUAUUUCCAGUAGAUUUUUUUGUUUUUAAUAUGAUGUGAUACUGCCUGUAUGUGGUGUCUGUUUUAAAAAUUUACAACAUAGAAAUAUUUGUGUUUAACGGGGAUAGCUUUGUGUUGUUAGUUUUAAUACUAGUGUGAAUUGACUUAUUAUCAAACUUUAAGAUAAUAAAAUUAUCUGAACAGAUAAUAAUUGUAUCAGUUUUUAAAAUUUUUAAGCAAGUUAUAAGAAUUUGUAAAUAUUGUGAUAUUUCACAUAUUCAUAUUAUUGCUUAAAAUUAAAAUAUCAAGAAGUUUUACAGAUUAUGUUCUUAUCUUCAAGUUAUAAUAUUAGAUAUUAUAAUAGUAGAUAAUAAUUUAAUUCAUUCUAAUAUUAAAACUAACAGUACAAAGUUGUGGUUGUUCCUGCUGAAUGCAAAAUUUCUAUGUUGUAUGUUAGUUAGGGAUAGCACCAUGUGGUUAUCUUAACAUUAAUUAGUACAACUGAAGAUAAUUCAUUGUUAAUUUGCAUUAUAUAAACAGAUUUGUAUUUUUCCAUAUCUAGUAAUUCUUCAUUAAUUUUGUGGUCAAUGAUAUUGUAUUAAUAUAUAGGGUUGUCUUGUGUAUAAUACAGUAAAAUAAUACACAUUGUAUGUAUACACCUUAAUUGUAUACAUUAAAUAUAUAUACACAAAGAUAUGCCUAUUGUGAUAUCUUCAAAGAUAAUAAAGACAAUCAAACUUUUUUUUUUUUUUAUUCUCUGGAAUAAAGACAACAAAUAUUUAUAUUGCAAUUAUUUCCUAGCCCUUAUCUCAGUGAGUAAUAUAAACAAAAACAAAAUUUGAUUAUCACUGGUGGGACACCCUUUAUAAUAAUAUAAAUUAUUUUUUUAAAAAACUAGUUGUUUAUUUAUUAUACUGUAAUUUAUAUCUAUCUAAUUAUAGUUUACUUGGUACAUAUGCUUGCAUUAUUUUUUAUCUGAUAAUAAGAAAAAUACUAUUAAAAAUAAAAUAAAAGAUUGUAUACAUUAUAUAUCUAAAUUGUAUAGUUAUAUUUUCAUUCCUAAUAUAGUAAAAAUUAUAAAUUUAAUAUGUAAGUAAUUAAGUUGCUGUUGUUACCUUGGUACAAAGAUUAAAAGAAAAUUUUCAUACUGUUAAUUACAUUUUUUUAAUUAAUAAGCUUUAAAGAUUAGGUGUAAAAAUCCAAUAUUCUAAUCUAUUCGUGUUCUUAUUUAGCUAAGUGUUUACACAUUUUAAAGGUUUAGUUGGUAUAUUAUUAAUAACUACAUAUGAGUAUCCUCAGAAUGGAUAUCUUCUUUCCUUUCAGUCAUGAACAACAGUAUUGGUGCAAUUUUACAAUUUGUAGAUGCUCAUUAUUUUCAGAUAACUAAAAGAUUUAUUUAUUAAUUUUGACACUUGAUAUCUCAAAAUUACAUUUAGAUUUAAAUUUGUGAUUUAUAAAUAUUUAAUGACAAAAUGGAUUUAGUUUAAAAUGUUUCUUAAAAUCAGAGCUCAUUGACCUUGAUUUUGUAACCUUACUGAAUAAAUUCAAUGAUUUACCAAUAAUAUAUGAGUUAUGUAAUAAGAAGGUUGCUAUUCCUGAAUUAAUAUUAGGUAUGAUAGUAUGAUUGAGUUUAAAGUCACUGCUAUUCAUUCUAUUAAAUUAUUUAUUUUUUUUAUACAAUUUAUCGUUAAAAAUAGUUGAUAAUACUAAAUAGUUUUAUUUACUAAUUGCCUGAUUUUUUUUACAAGUUUUACUUAGCAUUAUAAAUUAUAAUAUAAACAAAUUUUAAUUAACUUUUUAGUAAGAUACAAAUGGUAUACUUCAACAACAUUCUUAUUUAUUUAAUAUUCACUAACAUUUUUUUCAAUUUUAAAAAAUAACAUUAAUCACUCGUAUUUGUUUAUUCAAAAAUAUAAAAUAUUUUUUGAGUGGGUAUCUUUUAUUGUUCAAGGACGUUGUUUACCAUUACUUUAUUAGGCAUUUUACAUAGAUUUCAAUUCAUAUAUCAGUGGUUUUCAACUUUUUUGGGUCCAUGGCUCUUCUGAUUUUGAAAACCAAAUUAGCGGCCCCCUUACGAAUAAUGAUAAUAAUAAAAAUUAAAAUAAACAAAUGUAUUGUAUAUUAUUGUACUAUAUUUACUAUAAACGCAGCUCCUUUGAUAAUUAACUCUGGGAGCCACAGAUUAAAAACUACUGCCAUAUAUCAUAAUGCUCAUAACACAAUUAAAAAAAAAAAAACGUAUUUUAGAUUCUAAGCAGUGAUGAAUGUAUUGGUUUACAAUGAUGUUUAUUAAUAUUUUUUUUAUUUGAAAACUUUUCUACCAGUAAUUUCGUUCUGAUUAACAGUAAUAGCGCGUUUUCUGAAAGGAAACGGAAAACGGAAAAAUAGGUACAAUAUCAAACAAAUAUUAUUUAAGAAAAUAUAAAAAUGCAUAUGUAAUUAUUUUACCGCAAUAUGACAUAUAUAUUGACAAAGCAACAAUAUUAACCGAACUCGCCCUAACUCGUUUUUUGUUGGCGAUGGUUAAUUGUUACAUACAUAAAAUGUCCUCCUACCUUCUUAACUUUUCACUUACAACAAUGACUUCCCCAUUUGCGAAGUAUGUUCGUAUUUUUUGUUUGAAAACUGGCCAUCUCCUUCUCUAUUUUCUUAAAGAUUUUAAAUGAAUUUGGUUUUUAUUCUUUUUUCAAUCAGUGUGGAAUCGAAUAAUUUUUAUUUAGCCUAAUUUUAGUUUAAAACUUAAAGGUUUUUAUUAUUAUUAUUUUUUUCAAAAUGUGUGUUUUCCAGUAUACCGAAUCGUGAUCUAAGAUUACCGAUCGCGUAACUGCUGAUACAAUGUAAAUUAAAUAUACUUGGUUUUCCUUGCGCGAUCGCUGUCGGCUCGAACGACUUGUUUUGAAAACAAAUAAUAUGUUACGACACUCAUGUUUCCCUUUGACGUCGGCCGUUCAAAGAGAAAUAUGAGUUCUGCAAUGUCCAAGUUUAAUAAAGUUCAAGACGAGCUAUUGGUUGAAUGCGUAGCCAAACAUCUGCUAAUUUAUAAUCCCCAUAAUAAAGAUUAUAAAGACUUGAAUAAUAUAAGAGAUGUCAUUUAGAAGGAUAUAGGUAGGUAUGUGAAAAUAUUAGGCGAAGUGGUAAGUAAGCAAGUAUUAUAAAUAGGUAUCGUUUCUAAAAACAUUGUUAUUAAGAAUAUAAAUAUAUUAAUUGCAUACAUAUUUUUUUCGAAUAAUAUAUUGAUAUGAAUGAUUAAUAGUAUCUAUAGUUUUGUGUUCUGUCAAGUAAAUAACCAAUUUUAAAUUUUCUCAUAAAAUUAAUUCGUAGUUUUGUUUUAUGUAGAUCAACAACUCCCGAAUUUAGCACUUCAAAAUAUUGAAUACGACUGAACGUUAAAUGAUGAAAUAUAAAUUAUAUAAAUCUCGAUCUCAACGUAGAACCGUCUAGAAUAAACUAAGAUACCGUUCGAAUAAAAAAACGACAUGAAAUUUUUUUUUUAAUCUAGUUGGUCGUUUUUUGAUUUUUCGUGCAGUUUUUUGAAUAAUUAGCAAAAUCAAAAAAAAAAGACUAACAUACUUCGUACGAUGGAUGCAGCCACUGUUGUUGGUGAGAAGUUGAUAAUAUAGGAUAUACAGAGGGGAAAUUAAUUUGUAUUUGUUAUCAACGAUAAACCAUUGCUAACGAAAAAACGAUUGUGAGAAGUUCAGUUGAUAGUAAAUUAAUAAUAGUAUUUAAUUAAUAAUUAUAUGUUAUUAUAAGUGAUUUGCUUAUUGUACUUGUUUAUUGUAGGUUUAUUAAAUAAAAGUGAUUAUAUUAUGUUAUGGGGAAAUAAAACCGCCAUUAAGUUAUUAUAAUUUGUUUAAGUAGGUUUUUAGAUAUAUAUCAACUAACAAUUUUUAAUCAACUAAAAGAAGCUAAUUUAAUACCCAAAAGAUCAUUUAUGAUUUUAUAAACUACAUACGAUAAUAAUAUUGGUUUUUAAAUAAUAUGUGUAUGAUAGAUAAAAAUUAAUUUGUUUUUAAUCAGUAAGGUAUCAUUUAAUUUUAUAUUUAUAAUUUAAGUAUAAAUAAUAAAAAUGAUGGCUCAAGGGGGAAGGAGAGAAAAAUUAAAAUAUAUCCAAAACAACUUGAGUCUUAUCUUUUAUAUCUACUUAUACUUCCUAUGAUAUUUUGUAUUUUAGAUUUUGAGUGUAGUGAAGAAUGUAUUAAUUUUACAAUGUUUAUUUUUUUCUUUAAAUUGUGACAAAAAUUUCUACCAAAAAUUUGACUUUUUUAUGUAAGUGUAGCACCUUUUCUGAAAGGAACUUUCGCCUAAUGGUACUUUGUGGAGGUCAUAUUUUGAUUUUCCAAGGUGUUUUCAUAAUAUCUGGGAAAACCUAGGAUAAAAUUUAAGAAAAACGGGAAAAUGUAUGAAAAUAAUGCUCUUUGUUUAAAAAUAUUAGUAUGGGCUUUAUAAAUUGAAAUUUGGAUUUAUAACUUAUAUUUGCAUUUUCUAAACAUGGUCAAAUUUUGAAAAUCGUGUUUGAGUUCAAAAUUCUGUGAAACAAUCUAAUUUUUUAAUUUUUUGUUUUGAUCAUAUGCAUACCUAUUGCCUAUUUAAGAUUUAAGAACGAUGGUGAAAUCAAAAUUGAUCGGACUGACUUAGUUUUGAUUAUAUUAAUUUAUAAUUUUGAAACUAUACCUUUUUGAAGUUCUGAUAUUGUGCGGAUAUAUGUGUUAUCUUAAAUAUCUCUUUAUUGUCAAUUUUAUACUGUCUGUAGUAGUCUAGUGGUGGUAGUGUGGUACAUACCUAUUGUCAUCCCAGAGAUUGCAAGUUCAAACGCGAGUUCGGAAUUUUUUUUUACAAAACCAUGUCCGGGUUGAUAAUAUGGAAAAAACAAAUGCAUUUUAUGUGCAUCUGUUGCUCAAAUUAUUUUAAUCGAAAAUACCUCCAUUUGUUGUGAAAACUUUUCUAUCAGAAAUCUUACUCCGAUUUUUAAGUGCACGACAACAUACCUAUUUUGUAACAUUGUGGAUCUAGUUGUUGACAAAGAAAGUCGAAUUUAUAGUUUUUUUUAUUUUAUAUAUUUUCAUAUAAUAUUGUGUAUUAUUUAUAGAUCAAUUAAAAAUAUGAAAUUGUAUAAUAGAAAAAUAUUUUUUCUUCCUACACGAAAAAAUAUGUGUUUGCUGUGUAAUUCAUUGUAUUCAAUAUAUCUUUAUUUUACUAUAAUAUAACACUAUGUAUAAUUAUUAUUGUAUUACUAUAUAUUGUUAAAAAAGCAAUACUAUUAACCGAGUUAACCUUCCCUUCUAUAUCCUACCUUCCCAACGUCCUCUUCUUUUUUUUAUUAUAAUAUGCUCAAUAUACAAUUUUCUUAUUGUUAAGAUAUUUAUUUCUUAUAUUUAAUUAAAAUAUAAAAUACUUUAAAGUAAAUAGUAAUUGUCUACCCUAUUUUUAGUUUUAUAUUUGCAAACAUCUGUUAGAUGAAAUAAAUACAAACCACUAUUUAAUGCUGUAAUUGUUUUUCUUGUUAAAAUUUGUCUUGCAUAACAAAUUUAUGUUAUUAAUGAAUGAGUAGGAGUAUCUACUCUCACAGUUAGAAGGCGUUGGCAAUAGAAGUGGUUUUGUGGGGGCUUUCAUGCAGACCACCACACCUGUCUGUCUGUUGAUAUAUUAUGGUCUUAGGAAAUAUGAAAUUAAUCGUAAAGAAUUUAUAAUUCUUUUUAUUUUAUACUUACGAUUAUAAUUUUCAAAUACAUAUUACCUAUAAAUACUUUAAAUUUAGGUUUAAAUGGUUGAUUGACAAGACAAUAGAUACAGUUAUAGUAGACACAUACACUACCAACAAUUUUAAGACUAAAUAUUAUAUUAUUGGUACAAGUGUCUUAAUUUUGAAUGUUUGGCUCACACUUGUUUGUCAGUUCUAUAAAUCAAAAAUGAAUAGAAAAUGUGAAUUAAAAAUACUAAUAGUUAAUACUUUAAUUGUAGAACUUUUAGCAAAUUUUGUAAGCUAAGGUCAUUAGAAGUAGUUAUUGAAUUAAUAUUAAUUAAUAUUGGUAUAGCUGUAAAUACUAAACAAGUUGGCAGUUUUUUUAAUUUCAUUUUAGAUUGUGAGUGAAGCAAAGAAGCUUAUGGUUUUAAAAAUACUUUUUUUUUUUAUAUGUGCGUAACUUCUACCAGAAGACUUGCUUAGGUUUCUAAGUGUAGCACUUUUUCUGAAAGGAUAUCAGUGUGGGUAGGUACUUUCUUUAAGGAGAUAAUUUUUCGAGUUUCUCAAACGUUUUCUUAUUAAAUUUGAAAAACCAAAAAAACGGGAAAUAUUAGAAAUGUAGGUAUUAGUUAAAAUAUAUUAUGGCCUUCUUUUUUUCUGUGUACAACUUUUCUACCAGUAAUUUUGCUCCGAUUUACAGAGAGCACUUUUUCUAAAAAGAAAUCUGUCUGAGGAGGUACUCUAGGGAUGUCAUUUGUCGAUGUUUCCCAAGAGUUUUCCCAGAAUGUGAAAAACCAGGAAAGAACAUGGGAAAACCAGGAAAAUCGGUACAAUUUUAAACAAAUAUUAUAAAGAAAAUAUAUAAUGCUUAUUUAAUUAUUUUACCAUAAUAUGACAUAUAUAUUGUUGAUAAAGCAACUGAACUCUGUUCAGAAUUGUUGUUUUAUAUAAGCAAUGGUUUAUCACUGUUUACAGUAUACAUUAAAUUAUCUAUAACAGUAGCUGCACUCAUCCUCAUUAUCCUAUGAUGUCUUUUUUUGUCAAUAAUAUUAAUAUUAUUCACUCAUUUUUAUUUUCUAUGUGUAUUAUACAAUGCAACAUAGGAAUUUGAGAUCAAAACUUUUAUACUAAUUUAUUCUAUUAACUUCCACCAACAAUUUAUUGAAAAGAUUACACAUUUAAAAAUUAUAAUUAGUUAUGAAAACUUUAGUCAGACCCAAUAUGAAAAAGUUAAAUAGUUGAUAUGAAAUGGACCAUGUCAAAUUUACUUUUUUUAGAAUCUUCAUCAUAUCACCAGAAUGAUGGAAUAUAUUAAAAAUAAAAUAAAAUAGCUUGUAUUUUUGUUCAAUAAUAUACAAUAACAAUUAUAAGAAACAAAGUCAUAUAUUUACUUUAAAUUGUUCUUAACCCUAGAGCACACGCUUCAUGGUCUAAAAGACCUGGGUUUUUGAAUUGUGUUAUUGUUUCAAAAAUAUGGAAUAUUAACCUAACCCAACCUAGUUUAGAAACCUUCUAAUUAGGUUAUGAACUACAAUUAGAUACAACUCCCAACUAUAUAUGAUUUGAUAUCUGGAAAAUAGAAGAGUUAAAAGUUCAUUACUUAUACAAAAACUGUCUAUAAGACUGAGUGUGUGUUAUACUGUGACAUUUUUAAACAAUUUAAUUUUAUAUAAAUUCAAUUGUGGGUUAUUUUUAAACUAUGUUUCCUAAUAAUUUUUGGCCGAUAAAUGUUUGUCAAUCAUUAUUUUAUUUCCAUUGUGUCUGGUGAGAUUGUUGUUAGUUGACUGUUGAUAUUGCUGUAGAUGAGUACAUGGUUGGUGAUUUCUAUCAUUUAUCAUAAUUUAAUUAAAUUUUUAAUAAUUAAUAAUUUCAAUGCAUGGUCAAAAACACGGUGGAUUCUUGUGAAUAUUUUAAUACCUGUGCUCUAGGGUUAAUAACCAUGAAAUUUAUUAAUUUUAUAAAUAUAUGUAAUGUUUGUAUUUGUUUUUAGGCCAAAGACAGAGCUACUAUCAAAUGGCUUCUAUCAAAGGCGUAUAAUAAUAGGAUUCCAGAAAAUUGUAUAGAGCCAUUUUAUAAAGAUUAUGAUGUAAGUAAAAAAAUACUUAGUUAAUUAUAAUUAUAUUUUACAAAUAUCUUCAAUUUUAAUAGAAUAUUAGAGAACAAAAAUGUGUUUAAAUUUUUUUUUUUUUAAUAUAGAAUCAAGAACAUCUUAAACCAUCUUUGGUACAUUCAUUAGCUAAUGCUGAGCUGUAUUGUUUAGCACUAGGGAAUAUAUAUACUGAUCCAAAUUAUCAUAAUCUUAACCAUUGGGGUGUUAUCCAAGCUCUUAAUAGAAAGGGUGUGAGCAUAAAUGAUCCUUCAGUGACUGAAACAGUAUUAAUUCAAACUACACCUUUAAAACUUGUAAGUUUGUAUGAUAAUAUAAUAUUUAUUAGUUAAAAUGUAAUAUUGUGUCUUAUUACUGAUAAUAAAUUUAUUUAGGUAUUCAUUCUUUAAUAAAAACAAACAUAUUAAGAAGUUAUUUUAAAUUAAAUAUAAUUUAAAUUUAGAAUUAAUUUAAUCAAUUGAACAAAUAAUGUUGUAUUUAUUAGUAAUAUUUUUACUUAUUUAUUCCCCUUUUCCUCUUUACUUAAGUUAAAUGCUAUAUUUUUAGUUUUUUUUUUUUUUCAAUAGAGUGCACACAUGAUGAUUAUGGAAUCUGUAAUGAAAUUAUAUGCCAAGGAAGUAGCAACACCUAACCGUGUAAUGGCUGCUAUCCAAAGACUGAAUAAUGUUCCUCAUAAAACUGCAAUUUCAAUGCCUGAAGAUUAUGAAAAAGCUAUUUUAUUAUGGAUCAAUCGAACUGUGGAAGCAUUAAAACAUCGCUUAUCAAGUUCACAAAUGGUUAGUUUAGUUUUAUACAGUUAGUAAUUAUUAUUUUAAAUUGAUCCCAUUUUAAUAUAUAAACCUAGGAGAAUUUGUCUGUUCCUGACAUUGCUUCUGUGAAUGAUUUCCAUGAAAUAAGUGAUGGAGCAUCAAUUGCAGCUUUAAUUUCAUUUUAUUGCCCUGAUGAAUUACCUUGGGAGUAUAUUACUGUAUCUAAUGCACCAAACUCUUCAGAUUGUAUUAAAAACUUCAGUGUUAUUAAUGAUUUUUGUGAUCGUAGCUUGUCAUAUAGCAUAUUUCACAUGAGACCUCAAGAUGUUUAUUAUAUAAGAGGGUAUUAAUAUUACUAAUAUUAAAUUUAAAAAAACAUUUAAAAAUUCAUACAUUUUGUUAUAGGUCUAUGAAAACAAAUUUAAUUGCCUUUCUUGCUGAUUUAUUCAAUGUUUUGGAAAUUCAUCCAGCUAAAUGUGUCAGUUUCAAUCAGGGUAGAACUGAUUUAGCAGAUGGUAAUUUGAUUAUUUUAGUUUUAACUGUACAAAUUAUUAUUUUGUGGACGUGUAAUAAUUAGAAUAUUACUUUUCAUAAUAAGCUAUGCUUAAGAAUGGCUAAAGUUUGAAUAUUUUAAAUUAAUUGAUCUGUUAAAAUCAUACUUUACACAUAUUAUUAAACACAGCAAGCAAUUUCUAUAUUAAUUAUAUUUUUACUUAAAAUCUAUAUAUAUAUAUAUAUAUAUUUUUUUAUUUAUAUGCUUAUAUAAACUGCUGAGAAAAUAAAAGUAUUAUUUUCGUUGCAUUUGAAAUUAUUUCCAAUAAUUGGUAUUUAUCAAAAAUAUAUGUAAUACAUUAAUAGUAAAUGGUUUUUUGUUUUCCUAUUAAUCAUAGAAAUAUUAGAAGCAUAGUUUAAAAUCAAACUAAAUGGACAAAUUCAUUAAUUUAAUAGAUUUGUUUGUAUGGAACUUUUAAAUGACAUUAAAGGAUAUUCAAGUUAAAUUACAUGUCCACAAUAUAUGUAUUUAAAAAUUAUAUAAUGUAAUAAAGUAUUAGGAUAUUUAUUUUUAAUAUUUAAUUUGUGACUCCAACAAAAUAAAAGAUGUUUUUUUUUUCAUUUAAAAAAUAUUCUCAAUAUAAUUUGUCAAUAAUGAAUUAUUAAGAACAAAAUCAAAUUAAAUGAAAAAGAUCUUGUAUUUCUAGUAGGUAUACUUCUGUCCUAAUAUAAUUUAUAUUUGUAUUCUACAAUUAAUCAUUGCUAAUGAAAAAUGAUUUUAAGUGAAGUUGGGUUUAACACAGUUUAAAUGAUAUGAUUUUUUACAAUUUCCAUAAAAAAUUUAUAAAGAAUAUAUUAUAUCAAAUAUAUGCAAAUUAUGACAAUUUCAUGUUUGUUUCAUAAUUUCAGACAACAAUUUUUCUCUAAAAUUAAAAAAAAACUACAUUAAUACAUUUUUAAUAGAUGCAUUGGCUUAAUUUUUAUUGAUUCUAUGUUAUCUUGGCUAUGCAAUGAGAAAAAUAUAACUAAUAUUAGUAACAGUAAUCUAUUAAGAAUUGUUAUUUGAUUUCAAUGAUACUCAAAGGUUUCUUGAGAACAUCAUAGGUCAAAAAGAAUGCUGGGAAUCAAACAAGUUUAGGAAGCACUGUUCUUAUCAAUCACCAUAAAAAACAAAAUCAAAAAUAACAAACCUUUACUACAUACAUAUUUUUGUUUUGUCUAUUUAUUCCCAAUUAUUAAAAAACUGCAAGGAAAAUCAAAAUAUUAUAUCACCAAUAAUAAAACUUGUUACUUGAAACUACUCUUUAAAUUAAUUUGAGCACGAUUUGCAUUAGCACAUUUUUUAAUAGACUGAAUAAAAAUAAAAUAUGUGUACAUCUUAGUAAAAAUUUCCUCCUUCAUUCAGAAUCUAUAAACAUAAUUUAGUAUUAAUAGGUAUAGGUAGGUAGAUUGUUAAUAUUGAAUGGGGGGGGGGGGGAAAGUAAUGCUAACAUAGUUCCUUUAAUGUGAUUUAAAAUGAAAAACAAAUAAAUCACAUUUUUAUUUUUUAUUUCUAAAAGAAGUAUUUUAUAUUUAAUUCAGCGUGAUUAUAAUUAGAACCCUGAUUUAUGUUAUCAUAUUAUCCAUUAAAAGGUGCUUUAAAACAUAAAAAAACCUGAAAAAAACAAUUUAAAAAGCAAAAAUGAUAGAGAAGUUUAAAAGUCCCCUACAAAUGGUUCUAACUUAUUAAAGUAAAUAAUAUCCUCGCAUUAUAAAAUUGAUUCAUAUAAAAUAAAUUUCUUUUAAAUAAAUUGUAUGUGCUAUAAAAAAAAAUUACUUUUUAUUUUGCGGUGUUAGAAAAUUGUGUUUAUAAAUUAAAUCAGUUAAAGUGGGGACUAUUAAAAUCUCUAUUAUUUUUGUGGGUUUUAUAUAUUUUUAAGUGGAUUUUUUCAAAGCAUUUUGACAGUUUCAAAUGGUUUUUUGUGGAUUUUAAUAACUUAUAAAUCCUGUUUCUAAUUAUAACAUUCACAUUGAACUAAAUGUAUAUUUUAAACUGUGUAUAUAUUUUUAAAGCAAUGUAUUAUUGAAAUACAUAAUUGAUGUUAUAUAAACAAAAAGGUAAUAAUGAUACACACAUACAUAUAUUUAUGUAUCAGUUAUCAAUAUAAUAGGCCUAGGUGAAUAACAUAAAGUCAAUAACAUUAAAAAUUAAUUUUUUAAUUAUGAUGAAGUUUAUCCAAGAAAUAUUCAUGGGGUCGCUCACAAAAGGUUAUUACCACAAGUGAUAUCUUUUAUUCCUGAUCUCCGCAGUAAUCUGGAUUCAUACUCUACAGGGUUUACAGGUAUCUGAAUAUUUCCAGUUGGUUUUUAUUUUAUAUUUUUGUUUGAGUGUGUUUUUUUUUAUAUUGAUGCCUCAAGAAUUUAAUUUUCACUGCCAUAUUAGCUUUGUGUUUUACACCAUUUAAAAAAAAAUGUUUAUUGAAUUUGAUAUCAUAAUUAAACAUUAAAUUAGGAUAUCUUCUUACCUCCUUUUUUCGUUCUAAAUGCUCAUGAGUGUUGAAUGAAUUUACUGUUUGCUAAAACUCAUAAUACACUUCUGGUAAACAGAACCAAAAUUAAAAUCAGUGAUGUAAGUUUCAAGUUUUCACAAAAAAUUGAAAAUAUUAGUGAUGUGUUUAACUGUUGUGAGUUAUUUAUUAAAAAUUAUAUGGACAAUAAUUAUUUUUAAUAAUCACUAUAUUGGCCAAAUAUAUGAUUUUUAAAUACAUAAUAUGGCUACAAUUUAAAAUACACAAAAUUAUAUAAGGGAUAAUAUAAAAACAAACCUUUAAAAUUUGAUUAUUCUUACUUCAAAUUUAGGCUAGACUAAAUUUGUAAGUUUAAUAAUUAUAAUUACUUCCAAAAAUGUUUUUUAAAUUAAAACUAAGCAUGUUAAAACAACACUAUAUUCAAAUAAAAAAGUCUAUAAUCAUAUUACGAAAAAAAGUUGUUUUGAUGCGCAUUGAGCUUUUUCCAUUUAAACUUUAAUCUUGCAUCACUGUUAAAAAUAGAAUUAUGAUUUGUUUUUUCAAUGUCUAAAUUAUAUAAUUAUUUUUCUCAUUUUUGCAUGAUUCAAUGGUGCAAAUAUAAUUAAUUAAUGCUUAGUGUGAAAACAUUUAAUUGGUAAAUGCAAAUAAUAGAAAUGUAAUGUUGUUUAUUUUUUUUUUAAACAAAUAUUUACUAUUUUAUUUUAGUGUAUUUAUAAUAAAAAUAUUUAUUUUUUUUCUACUAGUAAUUUUCAAUUAAUAUAAUUUAAUUAUACAUGAUAAAUAUUUUGUGUUUAAAAAAGAUAAAUAAUAAAUAAGAUCACAAUUUUUUUUAAAAAAAUAUUAGAAUAUACCUAAUAGUUUCACUAGAAAAAUUAAAUGUUUCAUUAAGUUGAUUCUUUUUAAUCUAUUCUUAGUUCUUCUUAAAUCAUUUAUAUAAAUUCAUUAGUUAAGUUAUUUUAUAUUUCUUUAUGAAAAAUAUUAGAAGUAUGAAUAGCCAAUAGCUACUUUAUAGUAAUUAGAAAGUUAUAAUUAUCAUGUAAUUUAUUUUUACUAUAUAUUCUAAUAAUUUAUAUUUUUUGUUUAGUAUUGUUUUCAAUUGUUUAGUAUUGUUUUAGUAUUGUAUUGUUGAAUUAUAAAUUUUGUUUAAUUUCUAUUUUUAUAAUAUGCCAGGUGAAAUAAUAUAUAGCAUUUCCUUUGUAGGUAUUUCACAUAACAAUUCCUCUAAGAAAGUUUCAACUUCAAUAACACCUCAGUUACCACCAGAUGGGAAAAAAAAUAACCGGUAUAAUAACAUAAUACAUUUUAAAAUAUGUUUAAUGAAUUUAUUUUAUAGUGAUCAAUUUUUAGAUGUAAUGGUGAAGAGCAAUUUGUUGUUCAUCGUAAUCGGUCUGUUUUAACACUGAAUUCAAUGUUAAAUACCAGUAAUGGUGAUUUAAAUGUUGAUGUGGCAGCAGGUAAACCUACACACCGUGAAGAUAUGAAAAAACAAUCUUAUGCAGGUCGAAGAUCUAGAAGGAAUUCCUUCUCAGAUGAUUCACAAGUAAAUAUUCAUUGUUAACAUAACAUCAAGUAAUUUUAAUCACCAAAUUAGCAUGAAUAUUAUACUACUAUAUACAAUAUUACACGCUCAAAUUCCAGAAUGUAGUAUAGUUUUACUAUCGGUGUUGACAGAGACAGAAAUAUACCAAUGUGUCAUUAUAUUAAAGAACACUAAUUCUGUUCUUGUUUUUGUUACUCCAAUAAUUGUUACUUACGUGGGUAAUCCAAUAGAAAAUAUUAUUCUAGCAUUUGAUUGAUGAAAUCAUAGUUAUCACACACAAUGUGAAGUAGUAUAAUAUUAAUCAAGAAAAUAGUAUAAAAAAAAUUUGUUUUGAGCAUUAUUUUUAAUAAGUUUAUAAAUUAACUAACUAUGAAAAUCAAUUUAAAUUAGUUGACAGUGGAAAAUUUUGGUGGGUCACAAGAUAAUUUGCAGUUUCUCGGUCGAAAUCCAGAUAAAGAACCUGCAGUACACAUAUUACAAAAGAAUAGUUUAAAUAAAAUCACUAAUCCUUCUCCUUAUCAAGAAAAUAAUAGUUCUGGUGUUCAACAUUUAUUACAAAAUUCAAAUACCAGUCCAAGUAAUUUUAUAUUAAUGAAUUGGCUAUUUAUAUUAUAAUUUUAUUAUAUUAUUUCUUAUUUUAGCAAUGUCAAGAGUUUCUAGUGAUGCUUCUAAUAAUAGUCUUGGUCUUCAAAGAAUGUUGUAUGAUAGUUUUGAUGACAUAGAGUCAUCAGUUCAAUCCCCUGUGCAUACUCUUAAACGUAGUUUAUCAUAUGUUGACACAACACAAUCUGUGUUUCCACCUAGUACCACUACUUGGUAUCAACAAAGUUGUUCAUCUCCUGCACACAGUGAACAAGGUUUAAUAAUUUUAUCAUAAUUUUAUCAUAAUCUUUUUGUUUCUAAUCAAAUAACAUUUUUAAGGAGAUGGUUCUGAAAGUGAUGGUUCAAUUAUGAGUUCUCAGUUGAUGAAUAUUAAAUUAAAACUGGAAGAAAAAAGACGUCAAAUUGAAAAUGAUAAACGUAAAAUGGAAUCUCUUAUGAAUCGCCAAAGAACACAAAUAGGAAAAGCUGCAUUCCUUCAAGCAGUUACUAAAGUAAUUUAUAAACUUUAACAAGAUUUAAUAUUAAAAACAUUAUAAUAUUUGGUUUAUUUUAUUUUUAGACUAAAAAUAGUAAAAAUGCACAAUGCUCAGAUUCAAAUUAUAGUAAUAUUAUGUUCGGUAAUGAAAAUUCACCACCAUCUAACAAAACUGCUCAACCGUGUUUUGCAUUUCAAGUAUUUAUAUUUUUAUAUUUUAUUAUUAUUAUUAGAGUUUUUUAACAUAAUAUAUUAUGUUUAUUAUAGUUUUAUUCCUAUUAAAAUAUAUUGUUAUUUUAUAAUUUAUUUAUACAGAAUAAUGGAAUAGAAAGUAAAUGGUCUGAUCGGAUGAGUCCAUUCACUGAAGACCAAAAGACACCUGAUUUAGAUAAUGUUCACACAGAAUAUAAUGCCAAGUAAAUAAUAUUAAAAGUAAAAUCAAUGUUUAUGACAAUGUAUUAUUUUUCAGAAUGCAUCCAGAUUAUCAAGAUGUUGAUUUCCCAUGUCUAGUUAACCCACAAAGUCCAGUUCAACAUACAAGUUUACAGUCUGAAAUGAUACAAUGUUUUCCAGAUUUGCAAACAUUGCAAAGGGUUUAUCAAAAUUCUCAUUCAAUUCAACCAAAUCAUAACUUUGUUAUACCUAAUGGACAAAAUACAAUAGAUAAUGAUAAUAGUCAAAAGUGGCACAGUUUAAUUAGUAAUAACCAACCAGCAAUGUACAAUCAGCCGGAAAUAUUGCAAUUUAAGAAACAACAAGCUUAUGUCAAUUUAAAAUCUAACAUACCAUCAAACCCUCAGGGUAUAUACCCUUCAGCUGAUAACCAUUAUUUACCUUCACAAGAUCCAUAUGAUAAUGUAAUGCAAUCUAAUCCUGAAACACAGCAGUUUUUUUUACACCCUAGUCAACAAAAAAUUCGAAAAAGUUGGGAUAUUACUCCAUCACCAUAUGUACAAGAAUCUCAAAACAUUUGGAAUGGCGGGUAAUUAUUUCAUAAUCUGAUAUAAACGUGUCAUUUAGAAAUAUGAAUUAUAGUUUUAAUUAAUUAUCAACUACUUUUACAGCCGAACAAUACAAAAAUCUUCUCAACCUUCCUCACUAAGUGGUUCACCGCGUCAGAAAUCUGAAUUUGCUAUGUUAAAUAGAUCUGGGAUUAAGACAAAUCCAUCAUCACCAGUACCUCCUCCCCGCCGUAAUUCCAAUCAUGUUGUAAGCCAUUCACAUAUGACAACCCCAAGUAUUGAUGAUAUGCAGCCACAAAGUAUUUCAUUCAUUGGUAUGCAUAUGUAUAUACUAUAAAUUAAUAUGCAUUAGCUAAUUAUUAAUUGUUGUUAACAUUUACAUAUCAUUUUAGGUGAUGAUGUAAAGAAAUCUAAUAUUGACCUUUCUGAAAGCUUAAAUAGAAUUCAAAUAACAUCUGGACAUCGAACAUAUAGGAUACCAUCACCUACACAAACUCAUAUUCCAAUCAAUCGAAAUUCCUUCAAUGAUAACAAUUCCACAUCUAACACCAGUCAAGAUACAAUCGUAAACACAUCUGAUAAAGGUUUUUAUGUUUCAUUUGAAGAUGAAGAAACUCCUAAACGACCAAAACCACCAUUGAGAACAAAAAAGAUUGUAUCAAAGGCAAGUAGUUAUUUUGGAUAUUUCUCUAAAUAUAAUAUGAUGAAUUUAAUAAAUUACAUAAAAUUAAUUUAAUUAACAGGACAGAAAUUUAACACAAGUAUUAAACAAUUCUGUAUCAUUAAAUAACUUGGAUAUAUCAUCUAGAAAUUUUAAUUCUUCUAUUAAUAAUGGAAAGUCAUCUAAAGAUUUUUCUACUCCAGUCAAAUCUGCAUCAGAAUCUGCAGUAUUGCAAAGCUCAAAUAAUAAAACAAAACUCUCUAAAACAUCUACACCUAGUGGAGUAGAACUUAUUAUUGAAAACUCAAAUCCAGAUCCAGUAAGAAAUAAAUUGAAAUGUUAAUUAUCAUUUUAUAUUAUUUUACAAGUUAUAAUUUGUAUAUUUAGGUGGCUAUUGAUGAGAUGGAAAAAAAGAAAGAACGAAUACUUUUAUUGUCUUUACAACGAAGACAGCAACAAGAAGAAUUAAAAACUAAAAAGGAAAUUGAGUUCCAACAGAGAAAAGAAAAAGAACAGUUAAAAGAUGAAAUAAAGCAACGAAAAAAAGAAGAGGAAAAAAGACGUAGAGCAGUGAUUUUAGAACAAUAUAGAAUAAAGAAGGCUAUUGAAGAAGCUGAAAGAGAAGUACAUACCAAGAAAAUAAUUUUAUAAUAUCUUAGUUUAUUAAUGUAUAUUUUUAGGGGAAAACUGUAGAUAAAGAUCUUUUAAAUUCUUUAAAACCUAAUCAAAAUCAAACGGUGGGUGGUCCACCAAGACUUCGAAGUAAAAUGCAGAAUGGACGUCCACGACCUAAAACUAUACAUAUUGAUAGAAGCGAUACACCAGAUGCAACCUUAACACCCUCUCGGGGCAAAAAGGGUUCUAUCUCAAAUCUUGCAAGUGCGUAUUUUUAUUGUAAAAAUUACCAAUUCAUUAUAACACUUUUUUUAUUCAUCACGCUUGAAGUUGUUUGAUGUCUUUAAUGAUUUAAUGUUUUUGUAUGGUACACUAUUGAAUCGUAUUUAUUUUUUGUGUUGUGCACGUAGCAUUGAACUCACAAAUAAGACGUGAUUAUUAUCGUGGGUCACAAGAAAGCGUAGCCGAAACGCGGCGAACAUCGACUUCUUCUCUUUACUCAGGUAAGUGUAUUAAAGUUUAGAUCAUUGGCAUAGGCACUAUGUAAAUGGAUGCCCAGCACUUGAGCACCUAUUGUAAUAUUUUUAAGGGGGCAAAGCGCCAUUAGGUAUAAUACCAGAUGAUUUAGAAUAUAGGUAAAACAAAUAAUAAAAAAUUGGCACUCUCAAUUAAAUCAUUCAAUAAAAUAUUAAAUAUUUAAAAUAACAUUUACGUUAAUUCAGUUUUAAAAGAAUUACAUAAAUACAAUGAAAUAAAGAAAAAUAAUUUUAAUAUUUUAAAAAUAAUCUCCUAUUAAAAUAAAUUAUUCUAUGUAAACCAAUUUGUAUACAUUUUUUCUCUGUAUUUUUUCAUUUGGUUUUUAUAUUUACUUAUCAUAAUACUCAAGGCAGCAUUCAUUCAUUCAUUUAUUUUUUAUUUCUAUAUUUAUUUACUAUACUUUUUUUUUAUAAUUUGUAUUAUUUUAAUACGUAUUUUUUUUUAUAAUUUAUGCAUUUUUAGACUAAACAAUUUUUUUGUUUUUAAUUUUUAAUAUAUACAAUUUAAAUGAUAAUGACUAUUAACAGUCAAUUUUUUAAAAGUAAAACUUUUUCAAAGUAUAAACUUUGAUUUAAAGAAAAUAUAUCAGUAACUUUAUAAAUUGGUAAUUGGCAAGUAUAUAUAUACUGUUUUGUUUUAGUACAUAGUUAUCAGUACUAAUUUCAAACCACAGUGAACAAUGUGUAGAUAGCUAUAUUUAUUUGUAUGUUAAACAUACAUAUUUUUCAUGGUGGAAAGGUGUUUAAGUUCAUGACAUUUAGGGCACCCUAAGGUACAUUUUUCAAAACCUAUGAUUAUUGGGAUUUCAUAUUUCAACAUUUGAUUAAUAAUUAUUCAGAUUGUGUUUGAAAUCCCCUAUUACUUUUUCUCCAAAAUUUUAUUUUUAACUUUUAGAUGUUACAGAUGAAGCAAAACUAAGAAACCCAAGGAAUUUGGACCGCCAUGGUUCUUAUAAAAACUCAAGAGGUUAGUGUAUAACAUUAAAUUAUGCUUAUUGUGUCUAGACAAUUUUAUUUUUAUUUAGUUGACUAGGUUUGCUUGCUGAUUGUAUAUUUUAUUUUGUAAAUUGUGUAUUUUAUAUAACUAUAUAAUUAUUACAAUAUUUGUGUGGUAUUAUGCUUCUUAAAGCCUAUAUUAUCAUAUAUUGUGGUGUGAUUUAUAUAGGUCAACUUAUAACAAUAUUAUAAUAGUAUUUGUAUACAUAAAUAUAUAGAGUAGGUACCUACGUAUUCGUUAUACUAAAAAAAAAUAAUAUUUUUAGGAGACUUAUCAUUUCAUACUUUUAGAUUAAAAAAAAAUUAAAAUAAUAAAAAAUUAUUUAAUUUUUUCAAAAUGGCAAAUUGAUACAUCACUAAAUAAUUUUUUAAUUUUUGUGGAUAAUAUGCCUUUAUCAUAAAUUUAGAAGUAUUACUUAAUAUACAAAAUAUUGGUAGCAUGUUUGGAAAAAAUUUUUACAGAUUCCUCUUUGGACAGAACAAAACGUAAAACAAAUUUUGGAUACUUGAAUAGCGCACCUCGUAAAUCCAGUUCUCUCAUGAAUUUGUAUGGUAAGCUGAAUUAUUAAAAGAAAGUGGUGAAGGUCUAUCCCGCAUGAUAAAUAAAUAAAAAAAAUUGGUGUGGUAUUUUUUUCUUAUUUUAAUUACAAGAAUUUAAAUACAUAUGAAAUAUUUACAAACUAAAUUCCUAUUAUUUUUGAAAUUUAUAGUUAUGUAAUUGAUUUUAUAUUUGUCAUAUCCCAUUUAUUUACAUAAAACAAUAUAAUGUUAAUAUGAGUAUUCUUACAUAAGAAUACAUUUAUAUUAUAAGAUUUUAAUAUUGUAUACUUAUAAACAUAAUAAGCCGGUUAAUUGAAUUUUAGACCAAGUGGUUUGGAAAUCUUAACAUUAUACACCUUAUAAUAUGUUUCCAAUAUUAAUUAUGGUGUAGAUUAUGAAAUCUCACAUUUUUAAACAGGUGAUAUCAUUAAUAAGUAGUAUACAUAAUGUGUAGAUAUAAUUAACACUCAAAGCCCAUAUAAUGGCUUUUUAAUUGCCUUUUCAAUGAGAGUGUAGGUAUACGAUAAACUUCUUUUACAAUCAAAUAACAUAGUGAAUAUGUGAUUUCUUUCAACUAUACAAUUAUAAGUUACUGCUAAGGAAGGAAAUUUUAUCACAAUGCCUGGGUAUAGUACAAAAGUGUUUGGACAAAGUGUACUUUGUCCAGAUUAAUGUGGGCAAAGUUAAUUAAAUACAGUGCACACUUAUGUGUAUCUAAUGGUUUUCAUUACUAAACAACUACCCACAUAUUUUUGUUUUUUUAAUACCAUAAUAUACAAGAUACUAAUCUGAUUUUUGGAACAAAUAAAAUUAAGUAAACCAUAUAGUUUAGUGGUUUUUUAAUGCUUGUAAUUUAUAAAAGUAAUAUUAUUUUUUAUACUAAUUGCAUAUUUCAUAAUCUAAUCAUAAACUGACCACUAGCCCCCAAUAUUUUUAUCAUACACAAUUUAUGUCUAGUUGUUGUUAUUAAUAUAGCCUUUAUACUAACACAAUGAACAAUAAUAUUAUAAUUAGUAUUCCUACUACAUCUAAGGAAAGUAUUUUUUUUUCUUUUAGUUUGAUCAUAGCUUUUAAUCUUAAGUUUUUUUUUGUUUAUUAUAAUAGGAGAAUCUUUAAUAUUUUUAUUGAUUUAUCUAAUUUGUUCAAUUAUAUUUGAGUACUGUAAAAAAUACCCAUACAAUGUAAAUCUUUUUCAAAACAUUAGACAUUUGAUACAAUGUCCAAUUUCCUAUUUUAACUUUAACAUAUAUAACAUAUAUAUAUAUAUAUAUAUACAUUAGUACAUUUAUAUUUUUAUCAAUUGUGAAGUAGAAAAUUUUUUAGAAUUGCACUUUACAACAUGCAUUACCAUGGGUAUUACUGUUGUUAUCACCAUCAUGUGUUGUGUAUUUGUGUCUUAUAUUGAUUUUGUAGGAUCAUUAUUGAUGGUUGAUUUUACCAAUUUUUUUUAGGAGGCUCCAGUUGUGAUCAAGAUAGUUUGUUAUACCGGUGUGGUGAUACAGACUCUGGUCUAGGACGGGCCACUCCACCCAGAAGAACCGCCUCACCAUCUGGUCCUGGUUCGUUACCAAUCCGUCGCAAAUUUGAAGAUGGGGCAAGUGAAAGUGGUGGUAGUGACUAUAGUGGUCCUAGGUGAGUGUCAAACACUGGCUACUAUAUGGUCUGGUUUGUGGAUUAUGUUAAAAAUAUGUAAGGGAAUUAAUGGCAAUUAGAAUGGUUUCAUAGACAAAAAAUCCUGUUAUAUUUGUUCACAAUGUUCUUUUUAUACAUUUCAUAUUUGUUCACUAUAGACUAUACAAACAACCAGCGACCAAAUCUAACCGUGGUAUCAUAUUGAAUGCUGUUGAAUACUGUGUGUUUCCGGGUGUGGUGAAUCGAGAAGCCAAGAAACGAGUUCUGGAUGAAAUCAAUAGGUCUGAAGCUAGGCACUUCCUGGUGCUCUUUCGAGAUACAGGAUGUCAAUUUCGAGCCUUGUAUUUAUACUAUCCGGAGACCGAAGAGGUGGCUAAACUAUAUGGUACUGGCCCACGGAUAGUUACUGAUCGCAUGUUUGACAAGUUUUUUAAGUGAGUUUAACUAAUGAACUAAGUUGUUACAUAAUACAGUAGAAAUCAUUACUGAUUGCAAUGAGCUAGGUCCUGGCAAGAAAUGAUAAGAUCUGCUCAUUAUAUUUUGUUGAUAAAUAUUAAAGCUUUAUAUACAUUUUAUCUUUAAUUAUAUUGCUUUUAUUAUUUUUGUGUUAUACAUAAAUGUAAUUUCUAUGAGUUCUGAUAGUUCAAGUUUUUAAUAAUCAUGUAUUUCGCUAAUUGUGUGUCAGAGUUAUGUUAUGUCGUAACCUAACCUAUUUCUACUGUAUUUAUUGUAAUAUGAUCUAUAAAGCACUAGUUUCAAUAUAAUAAUGAUGAUAAAUACUCUAAUGGUCUAUAUACUGACAGAUAAAAAAAAAAAACAAUUUUAUUUCUAUAGUAUUCUAUGAAAUACAAAAACUUAAAGUAUUAUCAAAAUUACAAAUAUUUUGUUAUAGAUAAAAAAAAAAACUUAACAUAAAUUUAAAAAGUAAAAAGUAACUUUUUUUGAUUAAGUUAAACAUUUUUGAAUACCCAAAUAAACAUAAAAAGUAUUUUUAUACAAUAGUUUGCAAUUUUUUGAACAUUUCAAAAAUCAAUUUUGGUCAUUGUGCACUGGUUGCAUCUACUGUUAUAAGAAAUUUAAUUUAUACCUGUAAGCAACGGUAAACCAUUGCUAAUGGAAAAGUGAUUCUACAGAGUAGUCCAAAAGACAGUUUCCGUGGGUCAAAAGUUAAUUUCUAUAUUAUUUCGAUUCAAAACCAAUAUGUUUAUUUAAAGAAAACUUCAUGGAUUUGUACUGAUAACAGUGGGUCACAAAUCCACCUUUUAAUUUAAAAUUCGAAAAUUAAAAAAUAACAAGUUUUUGUAUUUAUAUAUAAAUUAUAAGUAAAAGCAAUAACAACAAGUGAUAACAAACAAUGAUAUCUAGUUUAGAUGCGGCUUCCAUGAAAAUCAUUGGUUGUAGCCUCUCCCCUCAGGCUAAAAGUUAACAUGUGUUGCUAGGUCACAGAUUUUUCUGUUUUUCCUACCUUUCCCAGUUUUCACAUUUAUUGGGAAAAUCAAAAAAUGACCCUCUAAAUUAUUUUCUUAGUCAAAUAUCCUUUUAGAAAAAUUACUAUCAUUAUAAAUUGGAGCAAAAUUGCUGGUAGAAAAAUUAUGCAUAGAAAAAAAAAAAGAAUAAUAAACAUCUUUGUAAAACCAUAUGCUUCUUCGCAGAAUCUAAAAUUAUAUUGCUAUCUUAUAUAGAAGAAAAAGCAAAUGCUUUAAAAUUGGAGUUCUAAUGAUCUACAACAGCGGUUCUUAAACUGGUAAUAUGGCCACAUGGUAACAGUACAGAAAAUAAUAUUAAUAAUUAAUUAAUUAGUUAAUAAAUUAAUAUUCAUACAAAUAUUUUGAAAGGAUCUUCUACUAUAUUUUAUAUUAAUAUUAUAUUGAAGUAUUUUGCUGUUUUAUUACCCUAAUGGUUUGAAAUAAAUGUAAAACAUGAAUUGUUUAAUUUUUAGUUUUAUGUGGUAUGUGACAGAUCAAUAAUACAUAUAAGUGGCACAGGAAAGCCAAAAGUUUGAGAACCUUCGAUCUGCACCUUACUCAAAAUAGCAUAUAUUUUUCAUUAUUGUGGGACAUAUCUGUCACUUAUAUACUUUAUCAUAUUUAAAAUUAUGAAAUAUUAAUCUUCAUAAUACAGAAUUUUAUUAAAUUUGUUCUAUAUAUAUGCAAGCAACUAAUUCAAGCUAAAUAUCUGAACAGGAAAAAUAGUUUUAUUUUUUAAUGAAUAGAAGAUUGCAAAAAUUGGUUAUUGUCAAAAGAUGAUUAGUUAUUGAAUUACUAGUGUAUCACUUAUCUGUUACUCAUUUAAUAUUACCCAUAGGUUGAGCUUUUAUAAUGGCAUUUUACAUUAUCUAGGUACUGAAGUUCUGUGUGAACAGAGAUAACAUUCCAUUUAUAACUAAAUGUUUUAUGUUACAAUUAUAGGUACAAUUCAGGCAGCAAAUGUUUCUCAGAAAUACACACCAAACAUCUAACAGUCACCAUUGAUGCGUUUACCAUACAUAACAGUUUAUGGCAAGGUAAAAAAGUGAAUUAUCCCAAUAAAAAAGACAUGACACUAGUCGUUUGAGAAAUCAAUGCAAUAAUAAUUCUUGCUUAAGUUAUUGUUAGAAAAGGAAUACUGUGUUGGUUUUUUUUUAACAAAUUUUUGUUUAACAAUUUAACUCUUUCUGCUGUUUAGAAGUCUUUUUGUAGCAAAUAAUAACUACUAUAAUACUAUAUUUUUAAUCUUCCCAGUUGAAAUAAUAUUGUUUUGUUUAAAAUAUUAUGCUGUAAACGUUUACUACCUUAUUUGUAUUAAUUGUCUUUAUAAAGAAUUUUUUUUUUUUAUCAUUUAUGUGAUUUAUUAAAUUUAUUAUUAAGAAUAUUAUCUAACAUUUGGAUAUUUUUUACUCAAACCACAUGUUGCAUUGUUUUGUUUACUUAUAUACAUAUAGAUAUAAUUUAUAUAUGUAUAUAUAUAUAUAUAUAUAUAUAUAUAUAUAUAUAUAUAUGUUUGUAUAUGUGUGCCCGUUGCAAUAGUAUAUUCGUGUUUAAAUUAAGAGCCUCUAAAAAAUUUGAAUACAAUUUUUUUAUUUAUAUGUAUUUAUUGGUAACUAAAGUCAUCCAUAAUUAUAAUUAUAUUUGUCAUACAGUUUAUUAUGUCAUUAUUAUUAGUAUUUGGUAAGCAAUUGUUUUUAUUAAUACAAAUUUUUUUAGACGAACAAACAAAUUUUGAUAAUUUUCAUCAAAAUCAUGUUAAAUAACAUUUACAUAUAUCUACUUACAUUUUUAUUGUUAGACAAUUUGUUUUUUAUGCAUAUCGUUGCUUUGUAAACAUAUUAUAACUUAUAAAGUAAACAAAAAACAAAAAUGAUCAUAUUCACAAAACUAUCCACAAUUCAAUUGUUUUUUUUAAGACUUGCGAUUUAUACAAAUAAUAAAUAUAAAUAUAAUAUUUUUAUUUUAUAAAAGUUAAUUGCAAUUUUUCUUUUAUACAAGAAAGUGUGAGUAUAUGUUCUUGUGAGAGAAAUGUGGGAAAAUUUAAUAACAGUCUAUAAUUGUUAAUCAAAAUUAAUAAAAAUAAUAAUAACAAGUAAUCAACAAAUUAAAACCACUAUUUAUUUAUUACAUAAAAUACAUAAACCUAAUAAUUCAAAUAAAAAAAAAAUUUGACAUCUUCAACUAUUAAUAACCAAUUUAAUUAAUCUAUUUAUUUAGUAUACAUUUAUAUUUUUUUGUAUUCAUUUUAAGAUUAUACUGAUAAGAUCUGUUUGUUAACAAUUGUGCCAAUUUGUAAGCAUUACCUAGUAUUUUUAUUGUUUUUCAUCAUAAAAUAUUUUAUUAUUAUUCUCCUCAGUUAUUCCUAUACAAUUAUUGCUAUUUCUUCUAUAUUAUUUAAUUUUUUGGUGUUAAGACAUAAUUUAAUACAUUCUACACAUUUUUUCAUCAAAUAAUAAAUGUCAUUCUGUGAUUUGGAGCAACACUGUAUGUUAAAGUGGAUUUAUAUUGCCUAAUAUUUUUUUAUUAAAUUUUUUUUUUUUUUUUUUUUUAAACUUAUUAAAUAUAUAAAUGUGUAUUUAUUAAUUUUUAGAACAUAGUAUUAGAAAAUUCUUGACAGAAAUUCCAACUGAAAAGAUUAUUGUAUGUUUAUAUAUUGUUAACAACAGGUACAUUUAUAAAAUGUAUAAUAAUACUAAUAGUUAUUAUUAUAAUAUAUUUGAUUAUGUUCACUAAAAACCAAUUAAUAACAGUGUUACACUCAAUAAGUAUAAAAUACUAUAUUGUAUUAUUGUCUUGUUAACUUAUGAUUAAAAUGUGAUAAUAUACUAAGCUUUUUUUUCUUUCUUUAUUUUUGUAUACAGUUUAUUUCUAUUUAGAACAAAAACCUCAAUAUGAUCAGUGAAUAACAGGUCAAAAUUUAAUAUCUGC